Symbiodinium natans is the source of this 5463-nucleotide messenger RNA. The record is from the annotation of a GenBank genome assembly. NCBI's taxonomy places the organism in Eukaryota, Dinophyceae, Suessiales, Symbiodiniaceae.
AUGGAAAUUCCCUUCAAGGAAUUAUUGGGCUAUGUCGUCCUGUUGCAACAUCUUGACAUGGAAAUUCCCUUCAUGGUUUCCUUGGGCUCUGUGGUUCUGUGGCAACAUCUUGACAUGGAAAUUCCCUUCAAGGUGUCCGUGGGCUCUGUCGUUCUGUUGCAACAUCUUGACAUGGAAAUUCCCUUCAAGGUGUCCGUGGGCCCUGUAGUUCUGUUGCAACAUCUUGACAUCCAAGUUCUCUUCAAGGUGUCCGUGGGCUCUGUGGUUCUCUCGCAACAUCUUGACAUGGAAAUUCCUUUCAAGGUGUCCGUGGGCUUUGUGGUUCUGUUGCAACAUCUUGACAUGGAAUUUCCCUUCAAGGUUUUCUUGGGCUAUGUCGUUCUGUUGCAAUAUCUUGACAUGCAAAUUCCCUUCAAGGUGUCCGUGGGCUCUGUGGUUUUCUUGCAACAUCUUGACAUGGAAAUUCUCUUCAAGGUGUCCGUGUGCUUUGUGGUUCUGUUGCAACAUCUUGACAUGGAAAUUCCCUUCAAGGUUUUCUCGGGCUAUGUCGUUCUGUUGCAACAUCUUGACAUUCAAGUUCUCUUCAGGGUGUCCUUGGGCUCUGUUGUUCUGUUGCACCAUCUUAGCAUGGAAAUUCCCUUCAGGGUGUCCGCGGGAUUUGUCGUUGGCAACAUCUUGACAUGGAAUUCCUUUCAAGGUGUCCGUGGGCUUGUGGUUCUGUUGCAACAUUUUGACAUGGACAUUCCCUUCAAGGUUUCCUUGGGCUCUGUUGUUCUGUGGCAACAUCUUGACAUUGAAGUUCCCUUCAAGGUGUCCGUGGGCCCUGUAGUUCUGUUGCAACAUCUUGACAUGGAAAUUCCCUUCAAGGUGUCCUUGCGCUCUGUUGUUCUGUUGCAACAUCUUGGCAUGGAAAUUCCCUUCAAGGUGUCCGUGGGCUCUGUGGUUCUGUUGCAACAUCUUGACAUGGAAAUUCCCUUCAAGGUGUCCGUGGGCUUUGUGGUUCUGUUGCAACAUCUUGACAUGGAAAUUCCCUUCAAGGUUUUCUUGGGCUAUGUCGUUCAGUUGCGACAUCUUGACAUGGAAAUUCCCUUCAAGGUUUCCUUGGGCUCUGUGGUUCUGUGGCAACAUCUUGACAUGGAAAUUCCCUUCAAGGUGUCCGUGGGCUUUGUCGUUCUGUGGCAACAUCUUGACAUGGAAAUUCCCUUCAAGGUGUCCGUGGGCUUUGUCGUUCUGUGGCAUCAUCUUGACAUGGAAAUUCCCUUCAAGGUUUUCUUGGGCUCUGUCGUUCUGUUGCAACAUCUUGACAUGGAAAUUCCCUUCAAGGUGUCCGUGGGCCCCGUAGUUCUGUUGCAACAUCUUGACAUUCAAGUUCUCUUCAAGGUGUCCGUGGGCUCUGUGGUUCUGUUGCAACAUCUUGACAUGGAAAUUCCCUUCAAGGUGUCCGUGGGCUCUGUGGUUCUGUUGCAACAUCUUGACAUGGAAAUUCCCUUCAAGGUGUCCUUGGGCUAUGUCGUUCUGUUGCAACAUCUUGACAUGGAAAUUCCCUUCAUGGUUUCCUUGGGCUCUGUGGUUCUGUGGCAACAUCUUGACAUGGAAAUUCCCUUCAAGGUGUCCGUGGGCUCUGUCGUUCUGUUGCAACAUCUUGACAUGGAAACUCCCUUCAAGGUGUCCGUGGGCCCUGUAGUUCUGUUGCAACAUCUUGACAUUCAAGUUCUCUUCAGGGUGUCCUUGGGCUCUGUUGUUCUGUUGCACCAUCUUAGCAUGGAAAUUCCCUUCAAGGUGUCCGUGGGCUCUGUCGUUCUGUUGCAACAUCUUGACAUGGAAGUUCCCUUCAAGGUGUCCGUGUGCCCUGUAGUUCUGUUGCAACAUCUUGACAUUCAAGUUCUCUUUAAGGUGUCCGUGGGCUCUGUGGUUCUGUUGCAACAUCUUGACAUGGAAAUUCCCUUCAAGGAAUUAUUGGGCUAUGUCGUCCUGUUGCAACAUCUUGACAUGGAAAUUCCCUUCAUGGUUUCCUUGGGCUCUGUGGUUCUGUGGCAACAUCUUGACAUGGAAAUUCCCUUCAAGGUGUCCGUGGGCUCUGUCGUUCUGUUGCAACAUCUUGACAUGGAAAUUCCCUUCAAGGUGUCCGUGGGCCCUGUAGUUCUGUUGCAACAUCUUGACAUCCAAGUUCUCUUCAAGGUGUCCGUGGGCUCUGUGGUUCUCUCGCAACAUCUUGACAUGGAAAUUCCCUUCAAGGUGUCCGUGGGCUUUGUGGUUCUGUUGCAACAUCUUGACAUGGAAUUUCCCUUCAAGGUUUUCUUGGGCUAUGUCGUUCUGUUGCAAUAUCUUGACAUGCAAAUUCCCUUCAAGGUGUCCGUGGGCUCUGUGGUUUUCUUGCAACAUCUUGACAUGGAAAUUCUCUUCAAGGUGUCCGUGUGCUUUGUGGUUCUGUUGCAACAUCUUGACAUGGAAAUUCCCUUCAAGGUUUUCUCGGGCUAUGUCGUUCUGUUGCAACAUCUUGACAUUCAAGUUCUCUUCAGGGUGUCCUUGGGCUCUGUUGUUCUGUUGCACCAUCUUAGCAUGGAAAUUCCCUUCAGGGUGUCCGCGGGAUUUGUCGUUGGCAACAUCUUGACAUGGAAUUCCUUUCAAGGUGUCCGUGGGCUUGUGGUUCUGUUGCAACAUUUUGACAUGGAAAUUCCCUUCAAGGUUUCCUUGGGCUCUGUUGUUCUGUGGCAACAUCUUGACAUGGAAGUUCCCUUCAAGGUGUCCGUGGGCCCUGUAGUUCUGUUGCAACAUUUUGACAUGGAAAUUCCCUUCAAGGUGUCCUUGCGCUCUGUUGUUCUGUUGCAACAUCUUGGCAUGGAAAUUCCCUUCAAGGUGUCCGUGGGCUCUGUGGUUCUGUUGCAACAUCUUGACAUGGAAAUUCCCUUCAAGGUGUCCGUGGGCUUUGUGGUUCUGUUGCAACAUCUUGACAUGGAAAUUCCCUUCAAGGUUUUCUUGGGCUAUGUCGUUCAGUUGCGACAUCUUGACAUGGAAAUUCCCUUCAAGGUGUCCGUGGGCUUUGUCGUUCUGUGGCAACAUCUUGACAUGGAAAUUCCCUUCAAGGUGUCCGUGGGCUUUGUGGUUCUGUUGCAACAUCUUGACAUGGAAAUUCCCUUCAAGGUGUCCGUGGGCUUUGUCGUUCUGUGGCAACAUCUUGACAUGGAAAUUCCCUUCAAGGUGUCCGUGGGCUCUGUGGUUCUGUUGCCACAUCUUGACAUGGAAAUUCCCUUCAAGGUUUCCUUGGGCUCUGUGGUUCUGUGGCAACAUCUUGACAUGGAAAUUCCCUUCAAGGUGUCCGUGGGCUUUGUCGUUCUGUGGCAACAUCUUGACAUGGAAAUUCCCUUCAAGGUGUCCGUGGGCUUUGUCGUUCUGUGGCAUCAUCUUGACAUGGAAAUUCCCUUCAAGGUUUUCUUGGGCUCUGUCGUUCUGUUGCAACAUCUUGACAUGGAAAUUCCCUUCAAGGUGUCCGUGGGCUCUGUGGUUCUGUUGCAACAUCUUGACAUGGAAAUUCCCUUCAAGGUGUCCGUGGGCUCUGUGGUUCUGUUGCAACAUCUUGACAUGGAGAUUCCCUUCAAGGUGUCCUUGGGCUAUGUCGUUCUGUUACAACAUCUUGACAUGGAAAUUCCCUUCAUGGUUUCCUUGGGCUCUGUGGUUCUGUGGCAACAUCUUGACAUGGAAAUUCCCUGCAAGGUGUCCGUGGGCCCUGUAGUUCUGUUGCAACAUCUUGACAUUCAAGUUCUCUUCAAGGUGUCCUUGGGCUCUGUUGUUCUGUUGCAACAUCUUGGCAUGGAAAUUCCCUUCAAGGUGUCCGUGGGCUCUGUGGUUCUGUUGCAACAUCUUGACAUGGAAAUUCCCUUCAAGGUGUCCGUGGGCUCUGUGGUUCUCUUGCAACAUCUUGACAUGGAAAUUCCCUUCAAGGUGUCCGCGGGCUUUGUGGUUCUGUUGCAGCAUCUUGACAUGGAAAUUCCCUUCAAGGUUUCCUUGGGCUCUGUGGUUCUGUUGCAACAUCUUGACAUGGAAAUUCCCUUCAAGGUGUCCGUGGGCUCUGUGGUUCUGUUGCAACAUCUUGACAUGGAAAUUCCCUGCAAGGUUUCCUUGGGCUCUGUGGUUCUGUGGCAACAUCUUGACAUGCAAAUUCCCUUCAAGGUGUCCGUGGGCUCUGUCGUUCUGUUGCAACAUCUUGACAUGGAAACUCCCUUCAAGGUUUGCUUGGGCCCUGUAGAUCUGUUGCAACAUCGUGACAUUCAAGUUCUCUUCAAGCUGUCCUUGGGCUGUUCUGUGUCCGUGGGCCCUGUAGUUCUGUUGCAACAUCUUGACAUUCAAGUUCUCUUCAAGGUGUCCUUGCGCUCUGUUGUUCUGUUGCUACAUCUUGGCAUGGAAAUUCCCUUCAAGGUGUCCGUGGGCUCUGUGGUUCUGUUGCAACAUCUUGACAUGGAAAUUCCCUUCAAGGUGUCCGUGGGCUUUGUGGUUCUGUUGCAACAUCUUGACAUGGAAAUUCCCUUCAAGGUUUUCUUGGGCUAUGUCGUUCAGUUGCGACAUCUUGACAUGGAAAUUCCCUUCAAGGUUUCCUUGGGCUCUGUGGUUCUGUGGCAACAUCUUGACAUGGAAAUUCCCUUCAAGGUGUCCGUGGGCUUUGUCGUUCUGUGGCAACAUCUUGACAUGGAAAUUCCCUUCAAGGUGUCCGUGGGCUUUGUCGUUCUGUGGCAUCAUCUUGACAUUGAAAUUCCCUUCAAGGUGUCCGUGGGCCCUGUAGUUCUGUUGCAACAUCUUGACAUUCAAGUUCUCUUCAAGGUAUCCGUGGGCUCUGUGGUUCUCUUGCAACAUCUUGACAUGGAAAUUCCCUUCAAGGUUUCCUUGGGCUCUGUGGUUCUGUUGCAACAUCUUGACAUGGAAACUCCCUUCAAGGUGUCCGUGGGCUCUGUGGUUCUGUUGCAACAUCUUGACAUGGAAAUUCCCUGCAAGGUUUCCUUGGGCUCUGUGGUUCUGUGGCAACAUCUUGACAUGCAAAUUCCCUUCAAGGUGUCCGUGGGCUCUGUCGUUCUGUUGCAACAUCUUGACAUGGAAAUUCCCUUCAAGGUUUGCUUGGGCCCUGUAGAUCUGUUGCAACAUCGUGACAUUCAAGUUCUCUUCAAGCUGUCCUUGGGCUCUGUUGUUCUGUUGCAACAUCUUGGCAUGGAAAUUCCCUUCAUGGUGUCCUUGGGCUCUGUCGUUCUGUUGCAACAUCUUGGCAUGGAAAUUCCCUUCAAGGUGUCCGUGGGCCCUGUAGUUCUGUUGCAACAUCUUGACAUUCAAGUUCUCUUCAAGGUGUCCUUGGGCCCUGUUGUUCUGUUGCAACGUCUUGGCAUGGAAAUUCCCUUCAAGGUGUCCGUGGGCGCUGUGGUUCUGUUGCAACAUCUUGACAUUCAAGUUCUCUUCAAGGUGUCCUUGGGCUCUGUUCUGUGA